Molecule: messenger RNA, 1821 nt
Organism: Mesorhabditis belari
Lineage: Eukaryota; Metazoa; Nematoda; Chromadorea; Rhabditida; Rhabditidae
Source: the annotation of a GenBank genome assembly
AUGGAACGUUCACACGCGCCAUUGAGGCGUGUGAUGAAAGGACCGCCGGCAAAAGUCGACCCAACACUACAAAAAACACAAGAAAAACAAGAAAAACGACAGCAACAACAACUAUUCCAACUACAACACCAACAAAAUGGGCAUGAUGAGGAGAAAAACGAAAAGAGAUUGAGCACUCGAUCGAUUGUCUCCGAGCAAGACUCUUGUUAUUCAUCGUGUUCCGAAGAGUCUCACGCGUCGUUGUCAAGAGAAAGCAGUGAUGCCCUGUCAACACAUUUGGGAACACUCUCACUUUCAGAUGGCGAAAGUGGUCGAGGCUCAGUGACACCUUGUGCUCUCCCAUCGGAGCUUCUCGAAUUCGCCGUUUCUCUCGGAUACACCGAACAACAAUUGCACAAAGCUUUGGCUGCCGUUGGACCGAAUGCGGGACAGGACAAUAUCCUCGCGGAACUUGUGCGCGGCGGGCAACCGACGUCUUCUUUGUGUUCAUCACGUGUCCCAUCACAAAUCUCAAUUCCCGCCGUUGUCUCAUCUCCAUCGACUUCAGCAAAUUCUCCGCAACUUCGCUCGAUUGUGAUCGACGGAAGCAAUAUCGCAAUGACUCAUGGCCGAAAAGAGGUUUUCUCGUGCAGUGGCAUCCGCGAUUGUGUCCACUUUUUCCUCCAACGAGGCCACAACGAUGUGCUGGUCUUCAUUCCGCAAUUUCGAAAAGAAGCGGCUAGGGCCGACUGUCCGAUCACUGAUCAGCACGUGUUGACAGAAUUGGACGCGCGAAAGCACAUCGUUUGGACACCGUCGAGGAGAAUCAACGGACGGCGAAUCGUUUGCCACGAUGAUCGUUACAUUCUCAAAACGGCUGAGGAAAAAGACGCAGUGAUUGUCUCAAAUGAUGAGUAUCGAGAUUUGGUUCGAGAGAAUCCACAGUAUCGAAAACUCGUCGAGAACCGCCUCCUCAUGUACUCAUUCGUUGACGGAAAGUUUAUGCCCCCGGAUGAUCCACUUGGAAGACACGGUCCAUCACUUUCCCAAUUCCUCUCGAAAGGCGUCCCGCACACCGCUCAGAUUUGCCCCUACGGACGAAAAUGUACUUAUGGGAAUAAGUGCCGAUAUUUUCACCCGGAACGCCCGAAUGGCAUUCACACGUCGGUGACCGAGCGUCUGAUGAGAGAGAAUUGUCGGGGUGGACAGAAACCGUCGCUUUCGACUAGACCUUCGAUGAUCUACGAGGGAUCUCCCCUGUCAGCCCUCACUGGAUCGAAUCAUCAAACCGUUGCGCGAACACAAUCCUUAAAUGUGAAUGUGGAGGGUCGAAUGGGUGAUUCGCCGAGAAGAGGAAUCCUUCAAUCGAUCAACCAUCACAUUCCCCCACAAGGCCCUUUCAUGAACGCUCCUCCACUUCCCGCUUGGCAUCAUCACAUUCAACAUCAAGCUUUGUCGAGGAACGCGUCGGCUCCGUUGGGUGAUCAAUUGAGGGCACAGGACUCCUCAAGCCCAACGUCUCGUUGCAAUUCCCUUCUCGAUAUGUCAUUGGGCCGAAUGUUCCCAUUCGUUCCCCCACCCCAACCACAGUCACAUCUCUUCUCUCCAUCACAACCAGGAAUCUGGGGACAUUCCGAGUUCUCCCUCACACCAAUUAACACAACGACGGAAUUGGUCGACCCGACGUACGACGAGUCGAGAGCCCGUCUACAGUAUCAUCUCUCACAGCUCUUCCCAUCAACAGCGGUAGCAGCCGUGAUGGCCGCUCAUCCAGACGAGAAAGAUCCGCAAAGAUUGUGUGAGAUCAUCAUCGCUUUCCACAAGGGAUUCAAUCAAGCUCUA